AUGGAAAAUUUACUUGAAAACCUUUCAAACGGCCCUUCUCAGGGCCUAAACACAAACGGCUCUUCUCAGAGCCUGCCGGAGCCGGUCAAUAGGAUUGAGGCAGAAAGGGUGCUCCUCGGAAACAAGCCGGGUGAAAGAGCCCCUUAUAAAGGCCGCUUUGAUCUUCCUGAUAUCGAAUCCGAAUCGGAGGAGGAAGAGUCCGUCCUUCCGGAGGAGCGACCGAGCGCGAGUAAAAGGGCCCGGAAACCACAAGCUGGAGAUCCGGAACCUGAUAGCGGGCCCAAAAAAGUAGCCCUCUCAAACACGAAGACACCAGUAGGCCACUACUCGGGAAUGGCGAAAGCCAGGUCCCUAUUGCGGGCAGAUAUUGAUACAGACUUCGUGGCGGACCUAGAGGCAGCAGUAACCAGUGGCCGCCGGAGCGCUCGCCUGCAAUACAAGAAGGCAUCGCAACCUAAUAGGGACCGAAGCCCAAUUAUGGACGGGUUAGAGAAUGUAAGAGAGGACGUCGUUAAAAUUGUACGCCAAGCGACACAAACGGUCAGUGAAGAGGUAAAAAAGUCGUCUAACAUCAGCGGGCGGGUUGUGGGCAAAAUAAACACUGCCCUCAAAGAUAUUGCUAACGCGAUGAACGGACUGGCAAACCGGGAAGAGGGAGAUGAGUUGCGCGCUCUUCGCGCUGAUAACAAAAGAAUGCGCGAGCAGCUUGCACUCCUACAAGAGGAAACCAAAGCCCUCAGGAGAGCUUUCUCGGAAAGGAAUGAAGGGAGGAAAAAGCCGCCACAGACAGAGGCCAACUCUGUUCAUGCGUUGGCUAUUAAAGAGUCAUUAGCGGAACUCAAAGAGGAGCUCAAAAACGAACUCAUCAAGACUGUCGGUGAUAUUAUUAAUAUUCGCCUGGAUGAGGUGAAACGACGUCUCCCUCCUGAACCGAUACUGCGCCCUCCGCUGGCGGCUGACCGGGAGGGAGCAAGAGACGCCACCCAAAUACAAAGCCUACCAACGGCCCAUGUGAGGGACUCGAAAGACCGGCCUGUCCCCAAACCACGAAAGCAGAAGCCGACCCGCGCGGACCCGGCCAUGGGAACACAACCCAAGGCAGUAAAUGUCGCGUCAGCGCCACGGCCGAAGCGACUUCAGACGGCACCACCAACACCGUCCACGCAACCUACAAGGUUGUCUCAAGAUGCGUCGCAGGAGGAAACAUGGAGUCAAGUGACACACAAGAAGAAAAAGGCUAAAAAGGCCGUUAAAGCGGUGACAUCGGCACCUCAGCCGGCUACCAAACCGGCACCGAAACCGCGCAAACGUGGAGUUGUAGUUCCUCCGAUGGCAGCUAUAGUUGUGGCCUUAAAGCCGGAAUCAGAGGCUACUUAUGCCUCCAUUUUGACCAAGGCCACAACCUCAUUUAGGCUAACUGAAUUUGGUAUUGACCAUGUGCGGAUCCGCAAAACAGCGGAUGGGGCUCGAAUAAUUGAGGUUCCCAACGCGGACAACGGCAGAGCGGCUGACAAUCUGCGGGAAAAGUUAGAAACCCUCGUAGGAGAGGAUGCAAAGGUGUACAGACCCGUAAAAAUGGCUGGUCUGCGCGUGUCUUGUCUUAACGAGUCAGCAACGCCUGAUGCAGUCGCAGCAGUGAUAGCGGCCAAAGGUGGAUGCAGUGUAGAGGAAGUCAAGGUGGGUGCAAUCCGCGCCUCUUUCAACGGGUCCGGGUCAACCCUGGUGAAAUGUCCUGUAGCGGCGGCGAAGAAAGUGGCGGAUGACGGGAGAAUCUCAGUGGGGUGGUCAAAUGCGGUGGUCCAGGUUCUGGACCCGACACCGUUCCGGUGCUAUAAAUGCAUGGGGACGGGGCACACCAGAACAACAUGCCCUUCAUCAGUAGAACGCGGUAAUUUGUGUUUCCGUUGUAGCAAACCGGGGCACAAGAUGGCGGAGUGCAUGGAGCAGGCGUUCUGCGCGGCGUGUCACCAAGCAAAGCGCCCAGCGGGCCAUGUCAUGGGGGGUCAGGCGUGCAACCCUCCAAAGACCAGAGGUAGGCAAGAUCCCGUCCGGGCCCCGGGGCGUAACCUAACAGCCGACCAGGCUGACGAGGGACGAAACAACAUGGAAGAAUAA
Cydia amplana is the source of this 2115-nucleotide messenger RNA. RefSeq lists its product as uncharacterized. NCBI's taxonomy places the organism in Eukaryota, Metazoa, Arthropoda, Insecta, Lepidoptera, Tortricidae. The coding region runs from base 1 to 2115 and encodes 704 amino acids. Gene Ontology annotation, molecular function: nucleic acid binding; zinc ion binding. The transcript has a single exon. The record is from RefSeq and is a predicted model, not a curated record.